Molecule: messenger RNA, 627 nt
Organism: Penicillium hordei
Lineage: Eukaryota; Fungi; Ascomycota; Eurotiomycetes; Eurotiales; Aspergillaceae
Product: C2H2-type zinc finger protein
Exons: 2
Coding region: 1-627 (208 amino acids)
Source: RefSeq, a predicted model, not a curated record
AUGACAGAACCAGUUGAGCAUGGCUUGUCAUACCUCGACCAAGAGGCAGGAGUUCAGUGGAACGAAAGUGACCCCCCUUUCGCCUACAUUUUCGCCGACUAUUGGUCGCCUCUUGUCGACGGUUUUCCACAUGACCCUUUUCUCGCAUUCACCUCUGCCCCCCUCACGCCUAACCCUGCGGCUUCCACCUCACACGGCACUCCCCAUGAGAUCGCCGAUAAUCAAUAUGAUAAGGGCUCCCCGGCCGAAGAUGGCGCCCAUGCUGGCGAUGUUCCGAGCCUUGACCUUCACGAUGGGAUGUCUGACAUCACCUCUACAAUCAUCUCCACUGCGGACGAAGAGCAAGCACCGGCCACUAUCGCAGAUGAUAGUCUACCGAAGCUUACAUCUUAUGGCAAAGUCUCGAUGGGUGUCAAAUCUAGCCGUGGCAGCCCACUAAAGUGCAAAUGGAAGCACUGCGAAUACUCGGGUGGAUUUUCUCAGAUGGGAGCCCUGCUACGCCAUAUCAAAACAAAGCACAUCUCACCAGGCUUAUAUGAAUGCCCAGAGGGCGAGUGCCGGAAGUCGUUCAACCGAAAGGACAAUUUGAUUGCCCAUAUCCGGAAUGUUCACCGUGCAACCGUUUGA